Peromyscus leucopus (white-footed mouse) is the source of this 2312-nucleotide messenger RNA. Its product is annotated as peroxisomal bifunctional enzyme. Gene Ontology annotation, biological process: fatty acid beta-oxidation. NCBI's taxonomy places the organism in Eukaryota, Metazoa, Chordata, Mammalia, Rodentia, Cricetidae. The transcript is spliced from 3 exons. Gene Ontology annotation, molecular function: NAD+ binding; (3S)-3-hydroxyacyl-CoA dehydrogenase (NAD+) activity. Gene Ontology annotation, cellular component: peroxisome. Bases 180 to 1727 code for a protein of 515 amino acids. The record is from RefSeq and is a predicted model, not a curated record.
UAUUUCCUUUUGUUUCAGGAAGACAUAUUCCAGCAGGUGAAGCGCUCAAGCUUGGCAUUCUGGAUGCAGUUGUGAAGUCAGACCUAGUUGAAGAAGCAAUCAAAUUUGCUCAGAAGAUUAUAGAUAAACCUCUAGAACCCCGCAGACUCAUAAACAAGCCAGUCCCAAGCUUGCCCAACAUGGACGGUAUUUUCGUGGAAGCCAUUGCCAAGGUACGAAAGCAGUUCCCUGGCCACCUGGCUCCAGAGACCUGUGUCCGUUCAGUCCAGGCCUCCGUGAAGCACCCCUAUGAAGUGGGCAUUAAGGAAGAAGAAAAGCUGUUUAUGUACCUUCGGGCAUCAGGACAGGCCCAAGCCUUGCAGUAUGCCUUUUUCGCUGAAAAGUCUGCAAGUAAGUGGUCAACUCCCUCAGGAGCCUCUUGGAAAACAGCGUCUGGGCAACCAGUCUCCUCGGUUGGCGUUCUUGGCUUGGGAACAAUGGGUCGAGGCAUUGCCAUUUCUUUUCUAAGGGCUGGGAUUCCCGUGGUCGCUGUAGAGUUGGACCUGAAGCAGCUAGAUCUUGCAAAAGGGAUGAUAACUGCCACCUUGGAAAAAGAAGCAUCCAAAAUGCAGCAGAAUGGCCGCGCUCCAGCAAGACCCAAACUUAGGUUUUCCUCAUCCACAAAGGAGCUUUCAAGUGUGGAUUUAGUGGUUGAAGCAGUGUUUGAAGAUAUGAACCUGAAGAAGCAGGUCUUUGCUGAACUGUCAGCCCUGUGCAAGCCAGGAACCUUUCUGUGCACCAAUACUUCAGCCCUGGACGUGGAUGAGAUUGCGUCUUCCACAAAUUGCCCUCAGCUGGUGACUGGCACCCACUUCUUCUCCCCAGCUCAUAUCAUGAAGUUAUUAGAGGUUAUUCCAAGCCGAUACACUUCCCCCUCUACCAUUGCCACUGUUAUGACCUUAUCAAAAAAGAUUGGAAAGAUUGGAGUCGUUGUAGGCAACUGCUAUGGAUUUGUUGGGAAUCGAAUGCUGAGCCCCUAUUACAACCAGACGUAUUUCUUGUUGGAGGAAGGUUGUAAACCAGAGGAUGUAGAUGGGGUCUUAGAAGAGUUUGGUUUUAAAAUGGGACCCUUUAGAGUGUCUGACCUGGCAGGACUAGAUGUGGGUUGGAAAGUUCGCAAGGGGCAAGGCCUUACUGGACCUUCCUUGCCACCAGGAACUCCUGCCCGUAAGCGGGGCAAUAGCAGAUACUCCCCACUUGCUGAUAUGCUCUGCGAAUCCGGGCGAUUCAGUCAGAAGACAGGUAAGGGUUGGUAUCAGUAUGACAAACCACUGGGUCGGAUUCACAAACCUGAUCCCUGGCUUUCCAAGCUCCUGUCACAGUAUAGAGCAACCCAUCACAUUGAACGGCGCUCCAUCAGCAAGGAUGAGAUCCUGGAGCGCUGCCUGUAUUCCCUCAUCAAUGAGGCAUUCCGCAUCUUGGGGGAGGGGAUGGCUGCUAGCCCAGAGCACAUUGACGUCAUCUACUUGCAUGGGUAUGGGUGGCCAAGGCACAUGGGUGGGCCCAUGUUCUAUGCUGCCUCAGUUGGGCUGCCCACAGUUCUAGAGAAAUUGCAGAAAUAUUACAAACAGAACCCUGAUAUCCCCCAACUGGAACCCAGUGACUACCUGCGAAAGCUGGUUGCCCAGGGAAACCCUCCCCUGAAAGAAUGGCAAAGUUUGGCAGGGCCUCACACCAGUAAACUGUAAUUUAGCCUUCUGUAUUUUGCCACACAUGUUGGCAUCUAAUUUCAGAUUGUUCUGAGGUACAGAUGAUGAUGAUGAUGAUGAUAAUGAUGAUGAUGAUGAUGAUGACGGGUCAGCAAAAGCUCCUCUCUAUAUCUUUCUACCAGAUGUGCCUUAGCAAAUCAACAAGAAGUGGCAUAUACGUGAAAUUGACCAUUUUCAGCCAUGUGAAAUAAUUGUAACAUGAUGUACAAUGGGUUACAAUGUAACCCGUUGUAACAUGAUGCUGGGUUAGGGCACUGCUCUGAGUAAGAAGAGGCAGGCAGAAAAGGCCACACACAAUUUGGAUAUAGAUAUGAAAUUCCAGAAUAUACAGAUCUGUGGACAGACAGUAGAUGAGUGGUCCAAGACUGUAAUUGUUAGAAGUUAAAAUUACUGCUGAUGGAUACAGAAUAUCUUUGGGGGAGGUUGAUAAAUUUUUCUAAAAUUACUCUAGUGGUGGUUCUGUAGUGCUACAAAUAUACCAAAACACACUAAGUUGAAUGGUUCAAAUGAACUAUGUUGUCUAUAUAUUAUAUAUCUCAAUAAAGUUAAUAAAAUUAAUGGAAA